Molecule: messenger RNA, 1998 nt
Organism: Pangasianodon hypophthalmus (striped catfish)
Lineage: Eukaryota; Metazoa; Chordata; Actinopteri; Siluriformes; Pangasiidae
Gene: ccdc134
Product: coiled-coil domain containing 134
Source: RefSeq, a predicted model, not a curated record
GUGACAUUUAGUGCACUUUGUAGGGAGUAGGGAGCAGGGCUGUGUUUCUGACCCGGCCCGGUGCGUCACUCAAAUCGCUCCGUGUGGAAACGUGCGCGACACGGUAUGUUUAUAUAUUUAUAUUGAUAUUUUUAUUUAUUUUAAAGAGCUUACUAAGUGAAAGUAAAGAUCUCUCUCUCUCUCUCUCUCUCUCUUUAUUCUGCAGGAGGGAAUGAGAUGAUGCUACACGGCACGCGGAACCUGAAUGUAGAGAAGCUGUGCUGUGAUUGGUCGCCGGUGCGCAGCGCGUGGCAGCGGUGGAGUGGCGCGCGCGAGCCGGUGGAUUACAGAGUGUGUGUGUCGCACCCUGCUGGCCAUGCUGAGUGUGUGUGCUGUGCUGCUGAUGGCAGCAUUCAGUGCUGUGUGUUCCACAAUCCAACACACACACACCCCCGACACCGGACUCGACUCCAACCUGGAGAUCUGUAUCCUGCUGUGUAUUAAGCGUCUGUUCGAGGUGAAGAGGAAGGAUCAGCUGAACGCGCUGAAGAAUCUGGUGGAUCUGAACGAUGUUAAUCAGCAGUACAAAAUCAUCGACAUCAUGCUGAAGGGACUCUUCAAGGUCCUAGAGGACUCCAGAGCUGUUCUUGUAGCUGCUAAUCUGCAGCCAGAUGAUCCGUUUCCUCUGGAUGAUAAAAUUAAAGAAGCGUACUCCCACGUGGUGGAGAACACGGCGUUCUUCGGUGACGUAGCUCUGCGUUUCCCGCGUAUCGUCCAUCACUACUACGACCGUAACGCGGAGUGGGGGAAGACGCUGCGCUGGGGGCUGAGCUUCUGUAACCAGUCCGGAGUGUUUAACGGAGGCAGUCACCAGCAAGUCCUCACUCUGAUGUCUCAGGAGCUGGGAAUCACGGAGAAAUCUCCAGACUUCAUUAACCCUUACCGUACAGAGAAAGACGACGUGCUCCACACUGCGGAGGCCUUCCAGAAGAUUCUUCGUGAAGAACAGAAGCGCAGGAGGAAGGAGGAGAAGAGAAAAGAGAUGAGGAAAGGGCCGCGAAUUUCCCGCUCUCGCUCUGAACUCUAACGCCCCCUGCUGGACACACACUGAGACAAAGAGCCCGAGACACACAGAGAUCUGUGAGUCAGAGCUACAUCAGGUGUAGGUGAGGUAGAGGAGCAGGUGAACGACAGAACAGAGAGAGAAAAAGAAGAACAGAUUACACAGAAAUGGAGGAAAUCUGCUACGUUACAUUUACAGUCUGAGUGACACACUGAGCUGCGACGGUUUAUCAACGUUUUAUACUAUUUCACUGUAACGUGAGAGCGAAUAUAUAAUAUAAAUAAUGUAAAGCAAAAAUGAUGAGCUUUAUUAAAUUGUAUAAAUAAUGUGUAUGAGAUUGUUUAACAGAACACAGCUGUGUUUAUAAUGUGUAUGAUUAUAUACGUCGUGCUGCGUAGGUAGGAUGUACAGUAAUACGUACACAGCGCGAGCUCAGGGGAAGUUUAACUCCUUUCAUGGAAAAUUGGGAAUCUGUGUUUUAUAUAGUGACGUGUUGCAGAAAGACGUGCAGAUUUAAUGGAAUUUUCAAACCUGAAUUAGACAGCUAGUUUAUUUAAAGAUUUAAUCAUGUGUGUGUAUAUGUAUAAGGAAGGUAAUUUUUUUUCCUGAUGAUUUACAGACUAUUGCGUCGAACACAACAGCUCAGCGUUUAUGGGUUUAACUGCAGCGUCUCAGUCAGGAAGCAGAUUUAAAGAACACGAACACAGUUAGAGUAGAUAAAUCCUCUGUGUUUAUGCUGACUCCUGUGUGGGACGCACUUGAUUUAGAGAACACAGACGCAGUGGGAUUUUAAAUUGUCCACAAUAAUGACAUUGUGUGUGUGUGUGUGUGUUAAAUAUCAUGAGAUAUCAUAUAACUAAUCAUCAUCAGAUCCUGAGAACAUACAUGUGACUUUGGGACGGUGGACGUUGUACAAUAUGUUCAAAAUCAUAUAUUAAAUAUUUACUACAUUUGUA